Molecule: messenger RNA, 290 nt
Organism: Linderina pennispora
Lineage: Eukaryota; Fungi; Kickxellomycota; Kickxellomycetes; Kickxellales; Kickxellaceae
Exons: 1
Coding region: 29-190 (53 amino acids)
Source: RefSeq, a predicted model, not a curated record
CCGACUCUUAUAGAAAAAUUGGGGGGAAAUGCUUCACAGUCACGGUCUUGCUGAUUCAGCUGUGCUCCGUUCAGCGCCGCUACUUAGCUAUCGUGCGCCUUACAUCGGUUGGGAACUACUCCGCCUGCGGUUGACUGGCUUCGGUGGUCAAAGGUGCGUUGCACACCUGCCGACAUGCCCACCGGCAUAGCGAUCUAGAAGGCAUGCUUUCUUACACGGAGACGUGCAGGAGAUUGCGCUGACAUAGAUCUUCUUUGGGCUCCUUUGCACCCAGACGGUCAGCGGGUUGG